Messenger RNA from Podospora pseudocomata, 219 nucleotides. RefSeq lists its product as uncharacterized. The coding region runs from base 1 to 219 and encodes 72 amino acids. The transcript is spliced from 2 exons. The record is from RefSeq and is a predicted model, not a curated record. NCBI's taxonomy places the organism in Eukaryota, Fungi, Ascomycota, Sordariomycetes, Sordariales, Podosporaceae.
AUGUCGGGUGGUCACGACAGUUUUGGUUCAAUAGAAACUCUUGGGGUUCAUGAGAACUCAUCCUACAACUCACUCACACGUCGCAGCAUUGUCUCUGUGAUCCUUACAAUAAUUCUACAUUUCGUUAUCAAUUCAAACAGCCCACCCACCAGCAUACGUUGCGGCCUCCCGUCCCCCAGUUCCUUCCCCCCUCAUGCUGCCCCUCACCACAUUAUGUGA